Nematostella vectensis (starlet sea anemone) is the source of this 1769-nucleotide messenger RNA. Its product is annotated as vesicular inhibitory amino acid transporter. NCBI's taxonomy places the organism in Eukaryota, Metazoa, Cnidaria, Anthozoa, Actiniaria, Edwardsiidae. Gene Ontology annotation, molecular function: amino acid transmembrane transporter activity. Gene Ontology annotation, cellular component: vacuolar membrane. Gene Ontology annotation, biological process: amino acid transmembrane transport. The transcript has a single exon. Bases 1 to 1524 code for a protein of 507 amino acids. The record is from RefSeq and is a predicted model, not a curated record.
AUGGCGAAGUGUUACUCAGAGCAAGACUAUCAGUUAGGGAUAUCUUCGUCGGUAGAAGAACCGUCACUUCACAUCAGCUAUGAGAUGAUCAAUCAUAGUCUUGCUGAGCCUGUUGUUGUCACACCACGCAGUACAAAAGCCAUAAAUGACGACGAAAGCGAGCGUACAUCCUUGCUUAGCACACGAAGUCGUGGCGAACUUUCACAAUCCUCGCCAUGGGCAUCGGCCGGGUACAGCCGAGUUCGAUCUCUAACAUUCUCCAUGAAUCGGUCGCUCAUCGAGAAGGAAUCGCCGGAUCGUCGAGCCUCUGCAUUGUUGGCGGGGUGGAAUGUGACCAAUCUGAUUCAAGGAAUGGGAAUCCUCGGUAUACCCUAUGCUGUGAGAGAGGGCGGUAUCGCAGCUGCUGUGUGUAUCUUUGUCGUGGCUAUAGUUUGUGACGUCACAGGCAUACUUUUAGUGGACUGUCUCUAUGAGAUUUCACCCCGCAGCCAAAAGAAAAAGAGGAUUAGGUCCAAUUACCCAGAGGUUGGCGAGGCAGUUUGGCCAGGGAUUGGUGGAAAAGUGGUCAGCGUUGUGCAGACAAUUGAGCUAUACACAGCAGCUAUGCUAUACUUAAUUUUGCUCACAACUAUGUUCUCUCAGAUAACUGAGAAAUAUAUAUCAUUGUCCAUGAAUGUAUGGGCUGUAUUGUGUGCAGUUGCUGUGCUACCAAGUGUGUUUAUCACACGACUGUCUCUGAUAGCUUGGAUGAGCAUGAUUGCAGUGCUAGCUCUGAUGUCAUCUAUUGCUGUGACACUUGCUUACUGCAUAUUAAACUAUGACCGCUGGUCCAUAAACAACAUUCCUACAUUUGAUGGUAACACAUUUCCCAUUGGCUUUGGUAUUGUCACUUUUAGUUAUUGUGCUCAUGCAGUCUUUCCUGGAAUAGAAGCCAGUAUGAAGCACCCAGAGAAUUAUAACAAAAUGAUGCAUACUUCAUUCCUGGUAUCAGCAACUGUUAAGACUCUAUUUGGAGUUUUUGCUGUGCUGACAUUUGGACUUGUUACUGACCAGGUAGUGACAGUCAACCUUGCAGAUAGUUUAGCGUUCAAUACAGCAGCAACAGCAUUUGUAGCACUUAAUGUAUUUUUCUCCUUCCCUUUACCAUUAUUUGUUGUAAUAGAAACUUUUGAUGGCCUUCUUCUUCCCCAUUUUCCAUAUGUUGGUCGAGAGUCAAAUUACCACUGGGUGUGGCUGCUUAUUACUCGCACCUUGCUUGUAACUUUUGCACUUUUUAUUUCUCUAAUUGUUCCCCACUUUGGCCUAUUAAUGGGUUUCAUUGGUAGUUUCACGGGCACUUGCCUAUCUUUUUGUUUUCCAUGCAUUGCACAUCUUAAGCUGAAGUGGAAAUAUUUGAGAUGGUACCACAUCCUAGGAGAACUUGUCCUUAUAGUUUUUGGAGUUGUUGCUGGAGUUUUUGGAUUCAUUUAUUCAGGAAAAGCACUUAUUGACUCCUUCAAACAAAAUCCACCUAGUCAAACAUGAUGGACAAAUGUUGGGUUUGUUUAUUUCUGUGAAAUUCAGGCCAGUUAAUUAAAAUACAAAUUGUAUUGUUGGUCUGUUUUAUGUAUUUUAUUUUUGCAAAGACUGGCUAUACUUGCAUUUUAUUAAAAAGGGUGUUAAGAAAGAUUAUCCUAAUUAAUUACCAGAUUCAUUUUGGUGUACCACAUAGUUUUUUAGCUUGUCAACAAACUUAUUUUUUUAAAUAAAGGUGGGUGUGAAACUAAAAA